Molecule: messenger RNA, 753 nt
Organism: Didymodactylos carnosus
Lineage: Eukaryota; Metazoa; Rotifera; Eurotatoria; Philodinida; Philodinidae
Source: the annotation of a GenBank genome assembly
AUGGCAGAGGCAAAAGCUUCUUCUCCGUCGUUGUCUCGUCAUCAAAUCCAUGCAGCAUUGAACAAAGUAAUAGACAAAGUAAGCGGUCUUGUUUCUUCUUCUCAUCAUGUCGAUGUGGCAAAAGUCAUACUCGAAAAGGAAGGCCUUAAACUUCCUCGUCACUUGGAGGCUGCUUUCACUAAAGUAGUAGUGGACCGCGAACAACAACAUCUGACUCCUGAACAAAUUGUUGGUCUCUUUGGAAGGACGUAUGGUGUCAAUAUGGCUCAUGGAAAUUUCGAUGAUGGCUCGCUCGAUGGAAACAAGUGUGACAUUUAUAUUAACAGGUAUGAAGCAUACGAUAGUCCUCAUGGAUGCACAUUUGAAGGCGAAGUAAUAACAACGACGACAAUGAACAAUACAGAAUGUGCAAGGAAUGUUAAGGGAGAAGGGAAAACACCUUGUUCAGCUUUACUCGAUGCUCUCUUCAACCAGCAGUCGGACUACAAAGUUACAGUUGUGGAUUCACAUGAGCACAAAAUAAAAGAGCCCCAUAGUAGACUAAGCAAGAAAGUUGCCUACUAUGUGGAAUGUUCGGUUCAGUAUUCAGAUGGUCGUGUUGAUGUUAUUUUUGGAGUGGGAACAGGUGCUGAAGGGAACGAUGCUGCUCGUCAAGCAGCUCUUUCUGCGGCCACUCAGCUACUGAAUUCACCACCAACCGAUGCUCACCCGAAGAAAGAAGCCAAGAUCUCGGAGGACUCAGACUAUUUAUGA